This is a messenger RNA of Lodderomyces orthopsilosis Co 90-125, 642 nucleotides long. RefSeq lists its product as uncharacterized. Bases 1 to 642 code for a protein of 213 amino acids. Lineage: Eukaryota; Fungi; Ascomycota; Pichiomycetes; Serinales; Debaryomycetaceae. The record is from RefSeq and is a predicted model, not a curated record. The transcript has a single exon.
AUGAAUGAUAUUGCAAUGAAAAAACUGUCAUUACAGUCCCCAUCACGAAGACUUCAAUUUAACUCGUUGUUUAACAUUCCACGAUUCAACCAAUAUUUGGAAAACCGGCGUAUCGAAAAACUACAAGAUCAUAAAUUGAGCCUUGAAUACAGGAUUUCCACCUUGGAGCUAUUUAUUGAUAUUGAGAAAGACAAAUGUGAACGAAUACAUAGUAGUAAGGUUUUCAUCAGUCACAUUAUCGAAGCUAUGAUGCAAGAUGUUGUAUGUCAAUCUCGUCUUUGUUUUGAGCAAUUGUUUCGUGUACCAACUAAUUCCCAUGCUGCUCCGAGACCUUCCAUCUCAGUUGCAAUGGCUUUUGUCUCUCAUAUACUAAAUGAAAUGUUGAUCAGCAAGAUGUUUGCUGAAAAUGGUAUGCUUAAUUUGGCUUUAAAGGUAUAUCAAAAAUUGAGGAGACAAGAGCAGAAUAUGUUAUGGGAUAUUGAGAAUUGUAAAGAAGACUUGAUCGUGAUGAGUAGUAAGUUGGAUCUGGUGAAAGAAAAGUUGAAAGAUUUGAUUGAUUACGGAGCAGAUACAGUGAAGGAAGGAAAACAGAAUGUUAGCAAGUUGACUAGGGCGAGACUGGUGAGAUUUGCUCUGUGUUGA